Molecule: messenger RNA, 5049 nt
Organism: Labrus bergylta (ballan wrasse)
Lineage: Eukaryota; Metazoa; Chordata; Actinopteri; Labriformes; Labridae
Source: RefSeq, a predicted model, not a curated record
GUUGAUAACGCAGGAGUUGUGAUUUCCUCUAAACUAGCUGCAAGGCUAAACACCUCCGACAAAACAAACUUUACACCGGAGACUAAUUGGACACAUGUGUGCAGCUCUACGUUUGAUGGGGAUCACAGUCACAGUUAAUGUUGUUUACAUCUAAGUGUCUGGACUUAGCAGGAUGCUAGCAUGUGUCGUUAGCAAGCCGCUGCAGGAAAUUAGCUUGUCAGCCUAGUGUUACUAUGAGGUGUAUUUGUUCUUCUUUAUGCUCAUACUAGAUUUAAAUAACCUCUAUGCAAUGGACACCGAGGCAAUAGUUAUUCGAAUAAAAACGCCGUCCGGGGAUAUGGACUCGUCCGUCGACUGUCCAUCUCUUCUGAACUUCAAUGACUUGCUGGUUGCCAUCAGAGAUGUCAUGCCUGAAGCCACUGUUACAGCCUUUGAAUAUGAAGAUGAGGUGGGGGACAGAAUCACUGUAAGAAGUGAUGAAGAACUCAAAGCCAUGCUGUCAUAUUACUUCAAUACAAUGAAUGAACAACGCAUGAAUGGACUGCUGCCGGACCCUCUGCAGAUUUUUCCAAGAGCCGGCAAGACUCCAGGGAUCCGGAACAUACAUGGCCUGAAGGUUAAUACAAGACCUAACCCAGCCAAUGACGGCACGCAUGCUGUCCCAGACUCAAUGGCCAACAACAGUUUAAAGAAGUCAUCUGCUGAGCUGAAAAGGAUCUUGACAAAUGGGCAGAUAAAUGCCCAAGAUAUCCACUAUCAAGAGCAGCUUGGCCAUGGAAACGGAGGAACAGUUUACAAAGCGUAUCAUCUUCUUGGCAAGAGGGUUUUAGCUGUGAAGGUCAUUCCUCUGGAUAUCACAGUGGAGUUACAGAAGCAGAUUAUGUCAGAACUAGAAAUUCUCUAUAAGUGUGAUUCACCUUACAUCAUUACUUUCUUCAGUGCCUUUUUUGUAGAGAACAGGAUAUCCAUAUGCACAGAGUUUAUGGACGGCGGUUCCCUUGAUGUGUACAAAAUAAUUCCAGAGCAUGUGCUGGGGAGGAUCGCAGUCGCUGUAGUCAAAGGCCUGACGUAUCUGUGGAGCCUGAAGAUACUUCACAGAGACGUCAAGCCCUCCAAUAUGCUGGUGAACACCCGGGGACAAGUCAAGCUCUGUGACUUUGGUGUCAGUACACAGUUAGUGAAUUCCAUUGCCAAAACGUACGUGGGAACUAACGCAUACAUGGCGCCAGAGAGGAUAUCAGGGGAACAGUACGGGAUCCAUGCAGAUGUCUGGAGUGUGGGAAUCUCUUUCAUGGAGUUGGCGUUAGGCAUGUUCCCGUAUCCACAGAUUCAGAAAAACCAAGGAUCUUUAAUGCCUCUCCAGUUACUGCAAUGCAUCGUUGAUGAGGAUCCUCCAGUUCUUCCAGUCAGCCAGUUCAGUGAAAAGUUUGUUCACUUCAUCACUCAGUGUAUGCGGCGGCAACCGAAAGAGCGGCCUGCACCCAAUAACCUCAUGGAACAUUACUUCAUCACACAGUAUAAUGAUGGAAACGCUGAGGUGGUGUCCAUGUGGGUCUGUCGCUGUCUGGAGGAGAGACGAGCUCAGCAGGCUCAAGGAUGCGUCUGACGUCCUCUUGUCGCCCACCCAUGAUGGACCCAGAUGUUUUGAUCCCCAAAACCUUAAAACACUUACUAAAGGCUUCAGGGUCAAGUACAUCCAUAUGGCACCGUACAAGUGGACGAGAUGUUGAAUACUGUUGUGAGUAACUAUCACAUGAAGUAUUUAUAUGUGACAUUGAGGAGCUCACUUCUUUUGAACUCUGCAUCCAGUGUGAGCUGAGACAUCAGCACUUUCUUCAGCACAUGAUCUCCAUUCAGCAGCACAGUUCACACAAUUCUUGUGAGUAUAGAGAAUGAAGAUGUAUGUUCGGAUGAACUGACAUAAAAAGUCCUGAUUUAAUGGGACAAUAAAAAAAACUCAAAGCCUAAGACUGCAGUACCUGUGCAGACUUUUUCUGUUGCUAGGAUGGUAUCUCAAAUACCAGCUCGUGCUUUACUGUGGACAGACGUCUACUGAAUGUUAAGGUUUAAGCCUGUGAAUAACUUCCCAUGUGUGUGCCUGUUUUUGUCCCAGUGUUGCACUUGAUUACCUCAGCAAUCAUAGGUUGUCCUUAAAAUAUGAAACCCCCCCCCACCCAGAAAAAAAUGUACUUGUACCCAGUUAUUGCCUUGUCCAUGUGAGCUUCAUACAAAUCUCUUUCUGAGGUAAUAUAGUGAACAACAAGCCUGCAGUAUCAGUGAGAAGCAGCCCUGCAAUGUCACAGAGUGGAAGGAUCAACAAUCAUCUUUUUUCUGUUCUGAAGGUUACUUCCCAAAUUAUUUGUUGUUCAAAGUCGUCGCCAGGAACGAGGCUUUCCCUCCACUUAAAAAGGUCGUUAACUCAGAUAAACGUUUUUCUGUUUGCACAGACAUGCCCGAAUCUGAACCCCACAACUUCUGAAAAGCAGACUGUGCUGUAGCUUUUCUCCACCAGCUUUUAGAAGCUAACUUUUGAAUGUAAAGUUGUUGUUUUUUAUCCACUUUCUUACCUGUAGAUCAUAACUUUGGAAAUAUAUAUAUAUGUGUCAUGUCCUAUACAGAAAUAUAUUUUAGUGCAUUGCCAAAAGAAAUCAGAUGAUAUGCAGGACUUAAGAGGGGAAACAUAAAUGCAGUGCACAGAGAGGAUUGACGAUGGCUAUAUUGAAUAAUGUAGUUUUCCUCUGGAUGUGCUAUGUGACACAAAAAAUUAAUUGCCUCACAGACUGUGUGUGCAGUUUUUGAAAAUGUGUGGAGUUUAAGUGCAAUUAAAUGCCACAAAGGCGAGGUGACAUCAGCGGCAUGGUUUGUAUAGUGCAAACACAAAUGUAAGAGCAGUACAUCGGCGCUACAAAACGCAUCGGUUUAUUCUCUAUAUGAUGAGUUUGUUUCUAAAGGUCACCAUUAAAUUAGCUUUUGUCCUCUUCAGCAAUGACACAUUUCAUGUAAGGUUGAUAUAUUUCUCAGUGUCCUUUGACUAUAAAUCACAUUUACUGCAUCAUUUCACUUAGGAAAAAAGGUUUUUAUAUUUUUUAUGGCGAGGCCUGCAGAGGAAUUGUUUUCAUCAAUCUGAUUAGAACGCUUAUUAUAAUUUUCAGAAUAGACUAUUCAUUAAGCUUUGAUUGAGUGUUACAUACCGACAUAUUACCAUAUGUGCAGGGAAACAAUGACCUAGGUCUCAAGUCCAUAUCAAUUAUAAGCAGGGUUUUUUAUUUAUAAAGUUCACUUGUGUAUGAAUUGAAAACGUCAUACAAUAAGAAUGCUGGCAACCAAUUGAAAUUUGCUAGAUUAUUCCCAAAGAAUAAAGUCAUGUCGGCUGACCCCGUGUUUCAACAGGUCAGGGUUUUAAAAUGAUUACAGGCAGCUUUAUGGUGGCACUGGAAAAAUCUUCAAAACAAAAGUCUAAAAAUCCCAACUUUACAACUUUUUCAUCUUUAUCGACUUUCUGUGAAACUUGGAAGACCAACUGAACUGUUUGAUGAAGACUAGUGAGCUGCAUGUUUGUUAAAUAACAAGCUCAUUGAUGAACAUUUUCUCUUUGGGCAAACAUUUAGACACUAUUGAUAAUUCUGAAUAUUUAUGUUUAUGUAGCAGUUCAAUCAGUGUCGAAAUCUGUCAAAAAUGGUCACAGGCAGUUUUUUCUGGGCAAUAAUUCUCUAUUAUCCUUUCUAGUUCAAGUGUUCUGAGACAAGUCAAGACUUCUCGAUCUUCAUUUGCUUUCAGAGACAACAUCUGUAUUGGCUGUGUUUGAUGAAUGUUUAUUCACAUGCUGGUACCUUCUGCUUGUAAAAGUCAUAUCCUGAUUUUAAGGCAGAGAUUCCUUCUCAAAAAUGUAUCCCAGCAUUGGCAACAUUUGCCUACACAAAGCAAUCCAAUGACAUUUGAUGGACGUAUCGAUAAUAGAGCUUAAAAAAGAGGCAACAAUGUGCAAUAAAAAAAACCUUUCACAAUAAAAGCAUAUCAGAGACUUAACCAUGCGUACAGGUUAGCUGGAAACUCCCUUUACCUUUAAUAUUGAAAUGCUUUGUGGUGGUUGGUCCGUAUAUAAUUCCAUUAAGGCAGUCUUAGGGAGGGGGGGCUUUUCCCACAAAAACAACAUACCCCAGCUUUAAGUACAAAGAUGUCUUAAUCUUAAACAAACUGGGAUAUAGGUGACAAUGUGAAAUUUAUCAGUUGAGUCUUUAAGAGAUCAUUUGAGGCCACUUCUCGCCUCAGAAACCUGAAAAUUAGAAACAGUUAUUUCCUUUGUGUUUACAGAAAAUACCCUGGGAGGAUGUCUGUGCAAAAUGUCAGAAAUAUUACUCUGGUGAUUGUUCAAAUCAGAACAAAAAAUAAGAUGUUUCAGUCACAGGAUAACUUCAACGUGGUUUGCCAAAAGUUGCACAAUGAAUGAAGAUGUUCUCUGCAUGAUAAUUGUGAAAUAUAGUCGUGUUGCUGUCAUUUUGAGUGUGUAUCAUUUUUACUUUACUGUUCAUUUAUCUGUUUGAUAUCAACCUUACAUUAAGUUGGCCUUAAAUAUAACUGAAGCUAUAAAAAAAACAAAAAACAGCCUGCAGUGAGAAUAGUUUGUCAUGGCCCUGGCUCCUGAUGAACUCACUUCAAAUGCUGACAUGUCCAAUGACUUAAAUGAAACCAAAAAAGACAACCAUUUUUUUUCUUAUGAUGAACUGAAAUGUCAGACACAUCUUUUAUGGAUGGAAAUGAACUCACUGACUGUGAUUUUAACUAUGCAUCUGCAGAAUGAGUGGAAAUAGCUUGUUCUUUUUCUUUUUACCUUUUCUUUUGUUUUCUAACAGAGUUCACAUCCUGUGUUUCUUGUCUGUUUUGUUUUUUUUGUCUUUUUUUAUCCUAAACCAUGAAGCAUUAAGUCAGUGAUGAUGGGACUCAGCAGUUAUGUUAGUGCUGUAAUAUUACUCACUGAUUUGGGUCUUUUUCUGUAAUUAUCUGUGUUGGCACAUAUUCCAGCCAUAAUAAAAUAUAAGUAUUUAAACAGAA